AUGUCUGAGGAGCACGCGUUCGACACCCAAGCCGGUGGUGAUGCCGGUGCCUCUGAAUACUACCCCAUGCAGUGCUCUGCCCUGCGGAAGAACGGCCACGUUCUUAUCAAAAACCGCCCGUGCAAGAUCGUUGAUAUGUCGACCUCCAAAACCGGCAAGCACGGCCACGCCAAGGUCCACCUUACCGCCAUCGACAUCUUCACUGGCAAGAAACUUGAGGAUCUGUCCCCUUCGACCCACAACAUGAACGUCCCUCACGUCAAGCGCAACGAGUACCAACUGAUUGACAUCGAUGAUGGUUUCCUCAACUUGUAUUCUGACGCCGGCGAAAAGAAUGAUGUGAAGUUGCCGGACGGUGAGCUUGGCACCAAGAUCCAAGAGUUGUUUGACGCGGGAGACAAGAAUUACAUCAUUACCGUUGUGAGCGCUAUGAAGGAGGAGCAAGCUAUGGAUAUCAAGGAGGACACCAGCAGCAAAUAA
Messenger RNA from Dichotomopilus funicola, 480 nucleotides. RefSeq names its product translation protein SH3-like domain-protein. The coding region runs from base 1 to 480 and encodes 159 amino acids. Gene Ontology annotation, biological process: positive regulation of translational termination; translational elongation; positive regulation of translational elongation. Gene Ontology annotation, molecular function: RNA binding; translation elongation factor activity; ribosome binding. NCBI's taxonomy places the organism in Eukaryota, Fungi, Ascomycota, Sordariomycetes, Sordariales, Chaetomiaceae. The record is from RefSeq and is a predicted model, not a curated record. The transcript has 4 exons.